UUUCUUCCCACCACAGAUUGGAUUGAGAGAAAUGAGGAGGCUAACAAGCCAUGAGCAAUUCCUCCUAAAUGUGAAGGAAUUGCUAAGGCAGUAAAGUAGUCCCAACAGAGAAAUCUCCACCUGUCUCUGAGGGACGUGUAUCUUGCUGAUGAAUAAAGUGAGUGUUAGGGCUGAAGGGAGUCAUAACAGGGAAGUUAGGCUGCAAGGUACACAAAAACACUAAGACCAGUUAUUUGUGAGAUGCAUGUUGUUCUCCCAGUGUGCUGUACUUUCAGACUUAAUGAUGCAAUUUUAAUAUCACACUAACAGGACCUUGAUGCAGCACACAGCAUUUUGGAGUGGGAGAACCAAGCAGUGGAUUUGGCUGUUGGGGUUCCAGAAGCAAGCAGGGUGUAAUUUCCACUCUCAUCUUUCUAAGACUAGUUGAUACAUUGGUUAAAGGGUAAGGAACUCCUCGUUUAUGCACUGUGUUGAUUAUUACAGCAGGUCAAUUCACACUGCAAAGAAAAGUCAAAGUUUAAGGGAGUUUUGGCCUCCUUCACUGAAUUGGAACCGUUAAAAAAUAUUUGGAGCAAAGAUGUAGAUAAGUUUUCUGAAGCAGUUUCUGAAAGUAAUUUUCAAGAGUCCCUUAAGAAAUGGUGAUACAAGGGGCAGUGAGGCAACAGGCACCAAAACACAGCGUUCCCCUGGCAGCACUUGUAUGCACAUUCCUAUGUAUGAGAGUGGAAAACCCCGUAAUUCUGGACCUGAAGAUGCUACAGGGCUGGCUGUACUCAGAGGCUUGUAAGCCUUCUACAGCUGUAUCUUUUUCCAUGUACGUUCACUUCCUGCUGCUCUCAGUUUUGCCUCAGAACUGUAGAGGUUUCUUUAUUUAUGAGGUCAGUCAUUUGCUGUUAGAAUUUCUGAAUUAUAAAUACAGUGCAGAAAAAUCUGUUCAGAAACAAAUGAGGAAAACUACCUGAACACAGAUGGACCGUUACCUCAAUGUUUUGAACUGUUACAUCUGAAGCCUCUUUCCUGCACGUGAAAAUCUCUAGAACUGACCAAAUGCCGGUCUUGUCGAAGUGGUUAGGAGUUCAGUUUUCAGUAAGAUGCCUUCCAGCCCUUGUUUUUCAAAUGCUAGCUAGCCCAAGUGUGCUGUGAGGGUGUAACAGUAACACAGUGCUGUUGUUCCCAUGCACGCACUUCCCAAAGAAGCCUUUAUUCCCGACAGCAUUCAUGCACACGGUGCCGGGAAGCCCGUGGCCAUGACGUGGUUGGGAAUUUCAGUGGGAAGUGCCUGUGGGAGAUCCUGGCCUCGCAUCACACAGCCCAGCAGCAGCUGGGGGAAAGGGCCAGGCAGUCUUUGUAAUAAAUGGUGUCCUUAGUCGUAGAACACCCGCUGCGAACUGGAAAGAAGGGCACGCUGGGAAAAGCAACUCUGUGACGUUGGUAGUACGGAGAAAGCUGUUCCACUUCAUCUCCUAGAACACUGACAGCGCGGCUGUCGUUACAGUGUAUCCGCUGCGCACCGGUACUCCCAGAGGCGCCCAUCCCUUCCGGACGCUUUCCCUCACCGGUCAUCGGCUGCCACGCUCCCUCAGGGCCGAGGCUCCUCCGCGCCGCCAGGGGGCGCUGCAAUGCCGAGGCGCCGCGGGAGGCGUGGCUCGCUGCCGUGCCGGGCGCUGCGGGGCCGUGCCGAGGCGCAGGCGGAGGAGGCGGUAGCGCUGCGCGGAGCCCGGCGCGGCUCGCCGCCCGCCCACCGGCACCCGCAGCCAUCUUGAAACUAUGUGGAAAUGGGGUAGUGGAGAUGAUUCUCCUUCCAAAGCAGUAGCUGCGGGCUCACAAGAUGCAAAAAGUAUGUCGGUGACGGAUUUGACUGAACAGCUGGCAAGUACUGAGCAGCUGGUAGUACAGCUAAAGGAGCUUGUUCGAGAGAAGGAUGCUGAGCUUCGAAAUAAAGAUCAUCAGUUAAAGGAGGAGAAGGAAUCUGCUGAUGCCAAACUUUCCAAAGUGAAGCUGCAAAACAAAGCCAAGGUUGCAUCGUUAACCUCACAACUGGAAGAACUUAAGAAACAGUUGUCAGCAUCAGGAGGCUCAGAGGAAAAAGCAGAACCAAAAAAGGCAUCAAGAGAUGGUGACCAGGAAAAUGCUGCAGCAAAUCGUGGGAAAAUAUUGGUGCUGAGAAAGAGAAUUGAAGAACUGGAAUCCCAGAUUACACAAAAAAAUGAAGAGUUACAAAAAAAGGAUGCUGAACUGGAGGCUCAGCGCUGUCGGGGGACUGAAAUGGAUGCCAUGCUGGCAGAGAAAGAAAAGAAGUUAGCUGAAAGAGAUGCCUAUAUCAUCGAUUUACAGAUAGCAUGUGGAUCAGGUGGUGUUAACAAUGAAGUACUCUUGCCCAAUGAAGAGCUGAAGAACGAGCUGUCCAUUAAAGAAUCAUCCCUACAAAGCAUGCAGAUUCUUGUUCAGCAACUUAACAAGAAGGUUGGAGACAGUGAAGAAAAAUGCAGUUUGUUCCAGGAAGAGAUUGAGAGUCUUAAAAAUGUUCAGAGCAAUGAAAGAGAACGUUUCCAAAAGAUGGAAGCUACAUAUAUAGAAAAUGUCCGUGUGCUUCAAAAUAUAAUUCAUGAGAAGGAAAAAGAGCUGGAAACACAGGGAAAAAAGCAUGAGCAGGAGCUCUUUAAAUUAGCUGCUAAAUCUGAUGCAAGUGCUGACUUAGAACAGUUAUUAAAGGCCUUGAAGCAGAAGCUCCAUGAAAAGGAAGAAGUCAUGCUGGGAAGAACACAGGUGAUAGAUGUGCUGCAAAAAGAACUGGAUGCCAAGGACCAGGAGUUGAAAGAGAUUACUGAAAACAUGAAACGUCUGCAGUCUGAAAAAGAAAACCUCCAGUCCAAACUGGAUGCCGAGAGGCAUGUAUUGAGAGCACAGAUAAAAGACAUGAUGGAAAAACACAUGCUUGAAAUGACAAAAGUCAGGGAGAAAUACAAUGCUGAGCUGCAUGAAAUUCAAGAGAAACAUGAAACUGAGCUGCAAGAGAAAGAUCAGGCUCUGUUUCAGCUUAAGAAACAAGUGGCAGAACUAACUGGUAGUGGGCAGACUAACUCAAAAGAUGUUGCAGAUCUAGAGUCUACAUCCAAAGAGAAGAUGGAAGAAUUAGAAGUACAAUUGAAAUUGAAGACAGAAGAGGCCAGCAAAUCUGAAGCUAAGUUUCUGAAAAUGAAGGCUUGGUCUAAAUCAAGAAUCAAGCAGUUGGAAGAUGAGCUGAAAAAUUUUUCAUCGAAGAAUAAUGAUCUGUCAGCCUUGAACAAUCGUGUGUCAGAAUUAGAAGCUGAAAAAGAAGAACUGGAAUUAAAACUGCAAUCAUUACAAGAAAUCAGAACUCAGAACGAAGAAUUGCUGACUAAGCUAGAAAUCUAUGAAGAGCAGCAAAGGAAGUUGCAAGCUGAUCUUGACCAAGUUACAAAGAGAGCAGCUUCACAGGCUAGUGAAUCAGGUAGUGUGGAUGAAUUGCAGAGUCAGCUCUUGGAAUGGCAAGAAAAUGUACCAGAAUCAGAGGAGUCACGUGAUCGAGUCAGAGAAGAGAAAUCUGCUAUGGCUUUGAGAAUGGCUCAGAUUGAGGAGGAGAGAGAAGCCAUAGUCUCAGGGCAACAGGAGCUGGAGGAGGAACUGACCACAGUUCAAGGAAUGGGCAGGCUGGAUCAGGAGGGAAGAAAAAGUAAUCAGACCAACAGGAAUCUGAAGGAAGAGUACAGCUUUGAUAGAAAACAGUGCUUUCAAGAAGCAUUGAAUGUGACCCUGGAUAGCACUGAUUCAGCUGAAGGAGAAAAUAUGGGAGGUUGGUGGCCAGAAUACACUUCACCUAAUGCAGGUUUAAGGAGUGUAGUUGAAGAGUUGGAAUUGGAAAGAAAUCAACUGCAGGAACAAAUUCUGUUUCUAGAAGAACGUUGUCAGGAUUUGGAAGAUAGAUUGCAGCUUCAGGGUAGAAUGGAAGCUCUGCAGGUAACGUUUGAUGUAAAGGAAGAAGGGCAGCUAUUGAGGGCGGUACAGAAUGAAAAUGAACGUUUUCAAAGUCAGCUCACCCAGUUACGCAAUCAACAGAUUCGAGAUGCCGAAAAGCAUCAAAUUCUGAUCUCUGGCUUGAAUGAGCAGCUAAAAGGGCUGAGCGACCGUAAUAGCUUCCUUGAAACUUCACUUGGAGAAAAAGAAGAAAAACUGCUAAGCUUAACAGAAAAACUAGAACAAAUUGAAACUUUAAGAAAACUGCUUCAAGAAAGGGAUCUGUUGAACAAAGAGCUGGGAGAGAAAUUUGUGCAUAGUGAACAAAACCUGAAAGAAACCUUAAAGAAAUGCAGUGUGUAUGAAGUGGAGAACGCUGAGCAGAAAAAAGUCAUCAGUGAUCUAACCGAAAAAGUUGCUACGCUGAAGGAAAAGACUUUGAAACAAGAUGAUAUGGUGGAAUCAAUGCAGCUGGAUCUUGACCAGACAAAUGAGGAACUUGACAAAUUGAACACAAGCCAUUUAGAAGAACGAUCUCAACUUAUUCAAGAUCUCCAGAAACGUGAAAGAGAAAUUGAUCAUCUUAAAGAAGCACUGGCAGAAAAAGAGAAGGAGUUAUCUGCCUUGUCUUUGAAUAUGACGGAAUAUUCAGAACAAGUUAUCGUCCUGAAACAUCAAGUGCAAUGCAAAAAUGAAGAAAUACGAGGGAUAGAAGAGGCUUUAUCAAAGGCUGAAAGGGAGGCUGAUUUGCUGAAAGAAGUACAAACAGCCGAUGUAAGAGAUACAAGUGUGAAAAUAUCUGUCCUUUCUGAGAAGAGUAAUACAAUGAGACUAGAACUGGAAAGAGUUAGAGUUGAAAAUGAAGCUAAAACCAAAGAAAACGAGGAACUGAUAAGACAAAUCAAUGAGUACAGCAUUACAGUUAAGGAUCUCCGUUCUGAAAUCAAUGCCAGUCAUGUCGCAUACCAUAACAACCUUAUGGAGUGUGAGUCACAAAUUACUUUGUUGAAAGAACAAAUUAGCAAAUCAUCUGAAAAGCUACAAGAAACUGAGACUAAACAAAGAAAAGAAGCUGAAUAUUUGAAAUCUCAGAUUGAGGAAAAUAACACUCUGAAAGAAAAAUGGAACAGUUUGCUUAAAGAGAGAGAGAAUAAAGAACAGACUCUUGAAAAUGAGUUAAAAUCUAUUAAAGAUUCAUACAACAAACUAGUUUUGGAAGAUGCUAAAAAAGAUGAAGAGUUGGCUCAGUUAUCUAGGAAGCUCGUAGAACAUGCUGAACACCAGGAAACAAUUAAAAAAGAAUUACAGGAGAAACAAGAGAUCAUUAUUUCAUUAGAUAAGAAGCUUGAGUUUUUGGAGCAACGAAAUGAAGAGACUAAACUUAAAUUAAAUGAAGAUCUUAAAGCCAAAGAGACAUGUUGUGAAGAGCUUACUAACCAAUUAAGUGAAAUACAGAAACAAAUGAACAAGAUGGAAAUAGAGACACAGGAGAAAGCUUCAGCUAAUAAGCAGUUGCAGGCGGAUCUUGAGGGGAAAGAAACAAAAUUGGCAGAGCUAGUGAAAGCAAAUGAACAUCUGAAAAAAAGUAUAGGUAAAGUGAAAAAAGAGAAGCAACAGUUAGUCAGUGAAAAUGAGAAUUUGUCCAAACUUCUGGAUGUGAAGGAAUGUGAAUUAUUAAAGAAAAUCCAGGCUGUGGCAGAAAUAGAAAGCAAGUUAUCUGUCAGCGAUGCUGAAUACCAAAAAACUCUUUCAGUACUAAACUGUGAAAAAAACACUCUAGCAAAAGAAAUUGAACAACUCUCAAUAGCUGCAAAGCAAAAAGAAAAUUCAGUUGCAGAACAGCUGCAGAAGAAAACAAAGGAAUGUAAUGUGUUAGCUGGUCAGUUGCUUGAAAGCAAGGAACAAGCACAACGGUUGAAUGAACAAAUGCAAUCAGUUCUCAUUCAACUGAAGGAUGCUACAGACAAAGAAACAAAGAAAGAAGAAAUGUUUAAUAGUAAGUUAUCUGAAUGCAGUACCCUAAUACAAGAGCUCAACCAGAGUAAGGAAAAUAAUUUACUGCUGCAGGAGCAAGUUCAAAGCUUAACUUUGGAUUUUGAAGCUAAGAGCAAGUGUCUAGAAGAAAAAAUCCUUCAAUGUGAUUCAUUGCAUGAGGAAAUUAAAGACAGUAAAUCUUACAUUGUACAGUUGCAGGAAGAAAUUAAAAAUCUUGAAGAGGACAAAUCAAAGUUAUCUCAGUGGGUAGGGGAAAGAGAUGUGACUCUAAAAAGUCAGGGUUCAGAACUUGAAAAGUUUCGUAAGCAGGUUUCUGACAAAAUUGAAGAAAGUACAGUGUUAAAUAAUCAGCUACAGCAAGUAAGUAAAGAAGUGACUGAGCUUAAGCAUAAAAAGGAGGACCUUUCAAACCUAUUGAGCAAGAAGUCGCAUGAAUUUGAAAUUCUUCAGUCACAGUUGCUACAGCAACAGUCUGAUACUACUUCUGCAAGGCAACAAGCACACACAGCAGCUCUAGAAAAUGAAAAAUUGAAAGUAGAAAUUGAAAACCUCAAUGCAAUGAUAAUGAAAAAAUCAGAAGAAAUAGCUACUUUAACUUCACAUUUGUCCCAACAGAAUCACAGUAUUUUAGUUCUGAAGGACCAAAUUGAUGGCCUAGUGGUUGAAAAAGAAAACCUAAAAACUCUCGUAGGAGAAAAAGAAACUCUUAUUUCUGAGAAGGACAUUUUGCUACAACAAAUGAAGGAUAGUAAAAUGGCAGGAGAAGGGCAAUAUUUGCAAGUCAUUUCAGAUCUGCAAAACCAAAUACAAACCCUAGGUUUUGAAACCAGCCAGCUUAGACAGACAAUGCAGGAAAAAGAAAAUGAAUGUAAGAGGCAAGCUCAAGAAUUAAAGGUACUAAAAGAUAAAUCUGAAGAGUCUGAUAUGCUUAGGGUUCAACUGUCUGAGAAUAUGGAGGUUAUUUCUGACCUUCAGUAUCAACUUAGAAAUUUGACAGAAAAAGCAGCACAGUUGAAUGAUUCAAUUGCACAGAAGGAUGAAUGUUUAAAACAAAAGAUAGAUGAAUACGUUAGUUUAAAAGCAUGCCUUUCUGAUGUACAGGAAUCAUCCAUUUUGCAGCAGAAACAGUUAGAGGUUUUGACUUCAGAAGCAGAACAGUUAAAAUUACUUGUUUCAGAGAGAGAUUUAACUGUAAAUAAUAUUUCAUUAUUCAGUGAGAAUUUAAAGAUGCAACUUCAACAAAAGGAGAAUGAAUGUGUUCUCUUAAAGAAACAGGUAGUGGAGCUAGAGGAAGUAAAAGUGAAUUUACAAAAAGAAGUACAACAUCAGAAGAAUGUAAUAAUAGAGAAGGAUCAGUCCUUAUCAGAAAACGAAUCAUCUCUUACAGAAAAUAAAACUCUUCUCAAUGCUCUGAAGGAGAAAGCACGGGAAGAUGAAGAGAAGAUAGAUUUAAUCUCUCAACUCCAAAGUCAAGUACAUGUACUAACACAAGAACUACAAAAAUCUAAGGAACUAGUCCAGGAGAAAGAAGAUGCCUUUUUGUCUCUUCAGGAAAAAAUUGAAGCACAGUAUGAACUAAGAACUGAGUUUAAUGCAGCUCUUAAUAAAAAAGAAGAUGAUAUUGCCGAACUGCUUAAUUCUGUGAAGGAGAAGGAUUCCAGUCUACAGUUGGCAAAUAAAAACAUAAGUGUUCUCUCUAAUGAGAUUGAGAUUCUCAAAGAAAGAUUAGAGAAAAGUGGUACAGCUAUGAAAAACCUUACUAAAGAAUUUCAGGAAAAAAAUGAAAGCUUUAAUAUUAAUCAGAAGAAAAUUGAUUCUUUGACAGUUGAGCUUGAGACUGUGAAAAGUGAACAUCGUAAAGCACUAGACCAAAUAAGUACAUGGAAACAAGAAUUACAGCAAAAAGAAUUGGCUGUAGAGUCUCUGCGUGUGACCUGCACUGAGCAGGCAGAUAAUAUAGCAUGUCUAAAGUUGGAGUUGAAUAAUGUAAAUUCGAAAUCAUCUCAAGACAGCCACGAAAGUGCACUUUUAAUAGGUAGUCUGCAACAUCAAGUAGAGGCUUUAGUGAAUGAAAAAAAUACGUUACAAGAAGAUGCUGCUAAACUCAUGGCUGAAAACACACAACUUGUUGCAUCUCAAAAUCAUUUGGAAAAGAAAUUGGAAGAGCUCCAAGAAAUGAAUGGAAAACUAGAAGCCAGUGAGAAUUACUCAAGAAUGCAGAUAGAUGCUGUCCAACUGCAGAUGAAGACUGAAAAAGAGAAGUUACAGAUGCAGGUUAGUGUGAAGGGUGAAGAACUUUCUAAUUUAGAACUUAAAUUUGAAAAUCUAGAGCAAAGUCUGCUUGAGUCAGAAAACAAAUGGGUGACGGAACUUGAUAGGGCAACUUUAGAAAUUAAAAAUCUUACUGAGCAAUUGAACUGUGUAGAAAGUGAAAUGAAAUCCAAGGAUAGCAAAAUCCAGUCUUUACAGGAGGAACUGGAUCUUACCAAAGAGGAAAUAACUCAAAGCUUAUCUCAGUUACUUAAUAGUAGGCUUUUAUGUAAAGAAAAGAAUGCACAGACUUCAGAUUCCCAACUGCAGCUAACUGAUGGUAAAAUGCAAUUGGAAAAAUUCUCCACUCUGAUAUCCACUAUUUUGAGCAAAGAAGUAGAAAGAGAACAGUUGCAGCUGGUUCUUUUAGAAAAACAGAAAGAAAUAGAUAUAAUAAAAGAUGAAUUAAAAAGUAUGCAGUCACUUGAGAAAGAGAAGGAGUUGCUACAGAAUGAUAUUGAUAAAAUGAAGGGUACCUAUGAAUCUGAAAUUGAAUGCCUAUCACAGGAAAUGAUUGCUGUCAAGGAAACUUUAUGUAAACAACAAUCUCUUUUGCAAGAAAAGAAUAUGCAGAUUGAAUUUCUUCAGGACAAGAUAAAUAAAUCAGAAGAAAUAGUAAGGACCAGUCAAGAAAAACUGCAUGUUGACAGUAAAAAAGUAGCAAGCCUCCUUGAAGAUAUGGGAAGAAAAGAUCAACUCAUAGAGGACUUAACUUCACAAGUAAAUCAGCAAAAGGAUUUAAUUUCUGGUCUAAGCCAGCAAAUGAAAGAAAAGGACUGUUCUGUUACCCAGCUCAUGGAAUCAUUGUCUAGUGAAAUGCUGAAUUUUUCUGAAGAGAGGAAUAUGUUAAGCAGCAAACUGCAGGCUCUUGAAUCUGCUCAUAAUCAUUCCAUGGGAGAACUAAAUAGAGUGUUGCAGGAAUUUGAGGACUGUAAGAAAGAGCUGGAAUGUAGUCAGGUUGUAUUAAGCAACAGAGAAGCUGUUUUUAAAGAUUUAAUGAAAGAAAAGGAGGAGAUGUAUCUUAAUCUUGAGAAACUUGGCAAGGAAAAAGAGAAUCUGAAGAAGAAACUUCAAGCAGCAUUGAUAAUAAGAAGAGAUCUAAUGCAGAAAGUUGAAAAACUAGAGAAGAGUGGGCAGGAAGAAAUAGAGAAAGAGAAAGGAAAAAGAGAGGGGUUGUUGAAGAAAGUUGAGGAGUUAACAGACAAGCUGAAACUAGUUGAAGAUCAAAAUAAAGGUUUCGAGACCUAUCUUGGAACUCUGAAGCAACAGCUUAGAGAAAAAGAUGUCAAAAUAAGUGACUUGAAUGAUAUCUUGUCAGCAAAGGCCACUCAUUUAGAGGAACUUCAGGCCAAUAUUGCAAAACUAAAUGAUGUCAUUACUGAAAAACAAAUUAUCUGUGAGCAGAACCUGAAAUUGUUAGAGGAAAAGGAUAACAUGCUUGCUCAUAUGCAAAGUAUGCUUGAUGAAAAAGUGAAUGCGUAUGAAGAGCAACAUUCUCAGCUCUUAAUAGCUCUUGAAAUGAUGAACUCUGAAGUUAAGAAGGAAGAAUUGUUGAAAAAUUCCAGUUCUGAAGAGCUCAGUGCCAGGGACAAGAGAAAGUGUUUGGACUCCAGCAAUGAAACUAAUGUAAUUCAGUUAAAAAAAGAAAAAGAAGACUUACAGAGGGAUCUUUUGGUCAGGGAAGAAGAUAUAAGAAAAUUUCAGAAAGAGGGGACAGAGGACACUAAACUUACAGCAGAUUUUGAUGAACAAAAACACUUGAAGAAUGUCAAACUAGAGCAUAAAGCUCUCUGGGAAGAUCUUCAAAGAAAAUUUAAAGAGUUUGACUUGAAUCAAUUAGAAAAGCAUCUUGGGAAAGAGCUUGUCUCUCCUAAGACAGGAGAAGAAGAAAGUGACCUGAAGAAUUUGGAAUCCAACAGAUCAAGAAACAAGGUUCAGACUGCAUCCUUUAAAGAGUCAGAAAACCUAAUCACUUCAGUGACAAGUAAAGAUACUGAAUUGGAAGAACUAAGAGACAGUUAUGCAAAGCUUCAGGAGGAAACAGAAAUGUUAAAGGAAGAGCUGAGAAAAAUAUUAGUUGAAUUCGGUGGUGGUGAAGAAAAAGCAGUUGACUUAAACUCCAUGAGACAACAGGAGCAGUACCAGGAACAAUGUAAAGAUAGCCUUUUGGAGGAUAUAAAGCAGCUACAGAAAAAGCUGAAAACAUUCUUGACUGAAACUGCAGACAUGAAGAUGGUGCUGGAAUGUGUAAAUAAUGAGAAAGAAACACUUGUUAAAAAAAAUGAGGAGAAUUACAGGAUGAGCCAAGAGAAGCUGCAGAAACUGAGAAAGGAAGCUAAUAAGGAAAUUGCAGAAAAGAACAAAGAAAUAGAAGCAUUGCAUUCUUCAGUUAAAGAUUUUAAGGAGAAACUUGAUCUUGAAAAGGAAUUGUUAAAAGAAGCUCUAAAGGAGGGCCAAGAAGAAAUCCACCGUUACAAAGCAGCAUUUGAAGAAGUGAAGAAUGAAAAAGAGGAACUUGUUCAUCAUUUAGAAGAGUCUAAUUUGAAACUAAUCAAUAAGAAAAGGGAGUUAAAGCAUGUCAGCGAAGAAAACAAAAAACUUCUGACAGAACUUUGUUUGCUACAUGAGAAGGCUGAGAUAAGUACUCCUGUAGUGUCAUGCAAAGAGUUUAAAGAAGAAAAGGAUACUGAAAAAGAACUGGUAGAGUUUUGUUCAGAAGGUGGUUCUCUUCAAGGAAGAUUACAAAGUGAAGGCACCUCUUUUCAACUAUCUAAGACUGGUUACUCUGGGAAAACUAAUCUGAAAGAAGCAGCUGACUAUAAAACCAAGAAAGAAAUGGAAAUUGUUCAAGAACCACUUGCAAAAACUGUUAAUGUAGGUGAUUCUAAACCAGAAGGACAAAGGACUAUAGGAGAAGAGAAGUCCAAAGACCACCUUCAGAGAAAAUUACAAGCUGCUUUAAUAUCGCGUAAAGAAGCUCUGAGAGAAAAUAAAUAUCUAAAAGACCAGAUUGAUAAGCUGUUAUUGGAGAGAGAGGAACUGGUGAACAAGACAAGUACGCUUGAACGCUUGUUGUUAGACCUUGGUAGAGAAAAGCAAAGUUCAAAUACUGUUUCUCUGUUGUCUGAAGAGGAGAGCCUUAUUUCUGAAAAUGCUAGACUGUUGGCUGAAAAUGAAAACCUCACUGCUGCAUGUGAAAGUCUUAAAUCUACGAUGGAGACAAUAGUUCAGGAAAAAGAGGCCUUUUCUUUCCAGCUAAAUACCUUAAAAGAUUCUCAGACAGUUGAAUUAACAGGUUGGAAGGCUAAACACAGUGAAUUAAAACAAGAGUAUGAAUCCCUCCUUCAGGCUUAUGAGAAUAUCAGUAGUAAAAUAGCAGAUAUGAGGCAAGUUGUUGAUGUCACUAGAAAAGAGAAACAAGAGGCUAUUCAGAGGCUCAGGGAAGGGGAAUCUGAGAAGGAGGCUCUUGAGAAACAUUUUCAGAAACUCAUUGAUGAAAAUGAAGUGAUUAAGGAUCGGCUGAAAAAACUCAGUGAAUCUAAGAAAUUGGAAGUUGAUGAAUUACAGAGUAAAGCAAAAAGGCAGAUAUGUGAACAAGAGGCAAGAAUGGAAGAACACCAGGCUCGUCUUCAUGAACUCACUCAACAGAAUAAUCAGCUAAUGGAGGAAAAUGAACAGCUGAAACAAACUUCGGAAAACUUAAAGCAGGCUUUAGAGAAAAUUCAGGAUGAAAAUGACAUCCUUCAUAAUAACAUCACUGUAACUAAAGCAGCUCUGGGAGACCUCCAAGUUCAAAUGGAAGUGUACCAAAAUGAUAUGCAAUCUAAAAUCAGAGAUGCGUUAUAUGAGAAUGAAUCAUUGUUAAAAGACGUAAAUGUGCUAAGAGAGAAACUCUCUGAAAAGGAACAAGAAAGAAAAUUAAUUUCAGAAAAAGUGAAAGAAACUGAAAAGUCUUUGGAUCAUAAAAAUCACUGUAUUACAAAGCUGAACAUGGAGUGUAAAAAUCUUACACGAGAAAUUGUUAGUCUAAAUGAAAAAGUUAAGAUUUUAGAAGAUGAUAAAUGUCUCUUACAGGAGGAAUUAGAAAAUGCACAAGAAAGUUCUUACAAAGUAAAGAAUGAGAGGGAAUUCCUUGAGACAGAAUUGCUUAAUCAUAUUAAAGAGGUUGAUCAUCUUACUGAUACAAUGAAAUCAGCACAAGUGCAGAAUAAUGUGCUUUUACAGCAACUGGAAGAAUUAAAGGCAGAGAAGUGUAAUGCGAUUAGAGAAAAAGAAGAACAGCAGCUACAACUAGUAAAACUGUUUGAGGAGAAGGUGAAAUGUGCACAGAGAGAUAAUAGUGGAAAUAAAAACAGAACAAAAGAAUUGCAAGAACUCUUAAAGGAGAAACAGCAGGAGAUCAACCAUUUGCAAAAGGAUUCUAUAAAAUUCCAGGAGCUGAUCCUGGAUUUGGAAAGGUCUGUGAAACUGUCACAGUCAAAAAAUGAAAAAUUUGAAAAAGAUUUAAGUAAUAUGUCAGAAAAGCUUACCAAAUCGAAUGAAGAAAUAUCCCAUCUCAAUGAAAAGCUGUCUUCACAGGUGAACUUGUUGGAUCAGUCAAAGAAAGAAGUAGACAGGCUUACAGCUGAGAAUCUUAAUUGGAGAAAUGAACUUAAGAGGAAAGAAGAUGAACUAGAAAUCCAGAAGAGAGAAUAUGUGACAGAACUGGAGCUAAAUCUUCAACAAUUAAAACUGGUUCACAAAGGAGAAUUUCUGAACCUAGAGGAAAGGCACAGUGCCCUUCAGAGAGAAAAAGAUAGGGCAAUUAGUGAGAUUCAAGGAUUGCAAGAGGAGGUGAGCUUUAAGGACUCUGAAAACAAGAAGCUUCAGGCAGAUUUGAAUGCAGCUUUGGCACGCUUAGCUGCUUUUGCAAAGUGUAUGUCCUCUCUUCAAAAUGACCGAGACAGGGUAAUCACUGAAAUGAAAACCUGGGAAACACAGUUCAAAGAGGCUAUCCAGAGUAAAGAGAUACAAAUAGAAAAUAGUAACAAAAGAAUAAUGUCCCUGCAAGAUGAAUUGAAAGACAAAAUGACUCAGAUUCAGGAACUGAAUAUCAAAUAUUCUGUGGGAGAGGAAACAAAGGAUGAACUGUACUUCCGGCAAAAAUCUGCUAAUAUACCAUGGCAUGAAGAGCUCCGCAAAUUAAAGGAAGAAAAUAUACUUUUUUUUAAUAGGCAGCAAGAGUUGGAGAAAGCUCUUCAGUCAAAAGAAGAAACAUUGCAAGCACUCCUUAGAGAAAAUAACUCUCUUAAUCAUCUCAUAGAGAAUAGUAAAAGUUCUGGAAGCAAGAUAAAAGUACUGGAAAAUAAUUUUACAAGACAAGAACAAGAACUGCAAAACCUUCUUGCUGAAAAGGAAAAAAUUCAUGCUGAGUUGAAAAAACAAAUUACCAUUUCUGAGCAAAUGAAAAUCAUGCUGAAUAAUAAAGAUAAAGAAAUUUCCUUACUCAUUUCUUCAAAAAGUGAUGGAAUUUCUGACUAUCUGGUUCAGGUACAGACUCAACAUAGAGAACAAAUCAAAGAAUAUGAGCGUCAGUUCCAUUUGCUGCAGAGAGAGAGAGAACAGUCUGAGGAAUCCUGUCGAAAGAUGGAAAAUGAACUGAGAAAUCUCCAGAUGAAAGCAGAUAAGGCAGGUCAAGAUAAAGCUGCAAUUGCCAGUGAACUAGAUGCUUUUAAAAAGUCGAUGUCAUCUCUUCAGAAUGAUCGCGAUGAUCUUUUUUCUAAAUACAAAGAGCUGGAGCAUCUUCACCAAAAUGUCGUAAAUCAACGAGACAAUCUUAUAGUUGGCAAUGCGAGUGAAAAUAAUGCUUUGAAACAAGAAUUAAGGGUACUACUUAAUCAGAUAGAUGAUCUUCAUUCUGAAAAUGCAAUGCUAAAUGCCCAGCUAAUAAAGUAUAGGGAAGAUCUUAACCAAGUUUUAUCUCUGAAAGAUCAUCAAUUAAAAGACUUACUGAAGCAAAAAUUAGAUUUCAUUAAAGGCCUUGAACAGGAAAAAUAUGAUCUUCAGAAACAAAUAAAGGAGGUGCAACUGUCCAGUCAACUGCAGAUGGAUACUGUUGUAUCUUUGGAAAAUGAAAAUAAAAAAUUAGUAUCUAAAGUAAAUGAUUUAGAAUCUUUAAUUGCAUCAUUAAACAAAGAGAAACUUGUUUCUGAGUCUGGAGAGAAACUGUUAACUAGUGGUAGCAUUCAGAAGAAAAAAAGUGCAUCCAAUGGACUGUAUGGAGAAAAACUUCAGAAGAUUGACGAUGUCCAGAAAUCACUAGGCAGAAAUACUAAGGAUGCAGAUGGGGAAUACAGUAAGACAUUUCAGAAACGUCAGCAUGGAUAUGAACCCGAUGCUUUUACAGAGAUGAUAGUAGAAGUUCAAUCUCAGAAUAGAGAGCUGAGAUCCCAGAAUGAGGCCUUUGGCAAAGCAAUGACUGCUCUGCAAAAUGAUAGAGAUAGGAUAAUUGAGGACUUAAAUAUACUUCAGAGCAAAUACACAUCAGAACUCAAGUCUGAAAAAAAGAAAGGAGUUGAACUUGAAGCUGAGUUUAGUAGCUUUAAAUCCCAUCUUGUCAGUAUACUCAAGGAAAAUGGUCUUCUGAAAAAGGUACUUUUUGAUCCUGCAAAUAUGGUUACAGUUGAUCAGAUUGCCGACGAAAUUGAAAAUCUCUGUAGGACAUUUGUCACCCAUGAGCUGGAGAUUAGCAGGCUUUCAUCUGAAUGUGGGAAUUAUGUUCAGCAGAUUGAAGCGUUUUCCAAGGCUAUGGCCAGUCUUCAGGAUGACCGAGACAAAUUGCUGCAGGAACUCAGCAAGCAGAAGGUAGCUUCUGAAACUAAACAGGGGGGCACAGCUUCAUUUCCCAUUGCUUGCAACAGCAUCAAUGAUAUAAAUUAUUUUAAAAGUAAUUUGGAUGUGCCUCAGAUCAAUAGGGAGAGAUUGGCUAAAGAAGGAGCCAGUCUUGCAACUCUUGAAAUAUCAAAACUGAAGGCCAAGGUUGAUGAUUUGGAGAAGGCAUUGCAUCAGACAAAAGCCUUCCAAGCAGAAACUGAGAGAGAGAUUGCAUCAUACCAAAGUGAAAUUGCUGGAUUGAGGAUGGAAAAGAACCUCCUCCUCUCAGAGUCCCAAGCACUGCGAAAUCAAUAUCAAAUGACAAUUGCUGAGAAAGACCAUCAGAUUGCAGAACUGCAGAAGCUGCAAGAAGACAUAAUUGUUAAAAAAUCAAUCUCCACUGGCAACAUUUACCCAGUCAAGGUUUUAGAAACUGCCUCCCUUGCUGGAGGUGCAGACACCCCUGAGGAAGUCAAACAUGUUUUGGCUGAAAGAAAUCAGCUUCAAAGUGAGCUACAGCGCUGUCUUCAGGAGAUGCACCAGAAGGAUCUGCAUUUACAUCAGAUUAAUUCAAAGAAUCUGCAGUCAUCAGAAGAGAAUGCUGUGUUGUCCGCUCAGCUGAAAACUCUAUCUCAGACUCUAAGGGAUAACCAGCUUCGUUACACUGAUUUGCAGAAUCGUUAUUUAAGACUGGAGAGGGAAUAUCAAACAAUGCAGGUGACAUCCUUUCAGGGCACCAUUCAGGAUGAAACUAGAGCAGAAGUUCCCCCUGGAGCACCACAGGAAAGAUCUGCAGUUAUUGUUGAAAUAGACAAUAUGGAACUAAAUGAACUCAGAAAAAGGCUUGCAGACACUGAGCAACAAUAUGAUUCAGUGCAGCAGGCUCUCUCACAGCUGACACAAACACUAGCAGAAGAAAAGAGAAGGAGAGAAGCUGCAGAAGAAGCUCUUGGACUCUCCGAAGAGCUAAGUAACAGAUUUGAAGUCAGUAGUUACAGGUCUGUACCUAGCGAAUACACUGUUCGGAUGGAAACUGAGGAUGAAAGGGAAGCCUUAAUCAUCAAUCCUAGUGAACAUGUUACUGUAAGAAAGGUGAAAAGAGGAGCCCUUUCCUUCAGAAGAUGGCUCCGAGGACGAAGUCUUACCUGUUCUAAGCUGCUGACCUCCAGAGCAAAAUCCCGCUAUUUAUUCCUUACGUACCUGGUUACACUACAUCUUAUUGUUUUAUUGUGCCUCACUGGUGUUCUCUGAAUACACUGCAUUUUCUGAGUAAAUUAUUUUCUUAUCGGUAAUGGUGUGCCAAUUCAAGAUAAUAGAUUUUUCACAUGCUGCUGUUAAGCUAUGCACUGGACACAGUUGUAUAUAUUCUUGUUACACUGUAUGAAUCUUGAGCUUCUUGUAAGAAAUUUGUGUAUAUCACAGUUGUCCCAAAGUUGACUUGAAUUGCUCUUUAACAGUGGGGUAUUAUAUUUGCUAAGGAGAAAAUAUUGCCCUUAUUUGCCCUAUAAAGAAACUGCUGCAUACUAGUUAUUUAAUAUUGCUUGUGAGUACAUAAUGAAUGAUUACUACUGAAUGGGUUGUAAAUGAUAUCUUUUCUAAAUAAAUUUUAUUUUAAGAGUUGAACUAUACAUUUUAAAGGAAUAUUCAGCUAUUACUGUUUAUUGGCUUCUUGACUACAACAGGAAGUUCCACAGAGUGCAAUAAAGAAAGAAGAACUGGAUUUUGAUUUC
Messenger RNA from Phasianus colchicus (ring-necked pheasant), 16862 nucleotides. RefSeq lists its product as uncharacterized. Lineage: Eukaryota; Metazoa; Chordata; Aves; Galliformes; Phasianidae. Gene Ontology annotation, cellular component: Golgi apparatus. The record is from RefSeq and is a predicted model, not a curated record.